AUGGGACCUGCAUUAGGAUCAAUAAAAUCGAAAGGCUUCCAAGAUAAUGAAGAUGAUAUAUUGGAACCAGAUAUUUCUACUACAGAUUGGAUUAAAUCUAUUGAAAAUACAUUUACAUACGUUUGGUGUGACGCAUCACUUGGUACACCAAAUAAUACUGAUGAUAUUAAAAAUACUGUUAUACAAAUAGCAAAUGUUGUAAAUAAAAAUCGACAACUUGUACAUACAUUUAAUGAAUUAAAUGCUUGUGAAGAUUUUAUUACACGUGUUCAUAAUGUAUGUUUGAUUAUAUCUGGUUCAUUAGGUGAAGUAUUUGUACCAAAAAUUCAUAAUCUUGAUCAAAUACAUUCAAUAUAUAUAUUCUGUUGUAAUAAACCCAAACAUGAAUUAUGGGCGCGACAUUAUGGAAAAAUUUGUGGAGUAUUUACUAAUAUAAAAGAAAUAUGUCAAUCAAUACAAUCUUAUAUUAUUUCAAAAUCACCAGUAUAUUAUGAUCGAAUAAAUUUUAAUAUUAUUAAUAAUGAAACAGGUUCAUCAUGUUUAAUUUAUUCGAAAUUAAUUCAAAUGAUUUUAUUUAAUAUGGAAUCACAUGAUCAUGGUAAACAAGAUAUGAUUAAAUAUUGUCGAAAUGAAUAUACAUCAAAAUAUCAAAUACAAUUAAUUGAUGAAUUUGAAAAAAAUUAUUCAAAAAAUACUCCUAUAUGGUGGUAUACAAGAAAUGGUUUUUUUCAAGGAAUUAUUAAUCGUGCAUUACGUACAAAUGAUCUAUAUGUUUUAUGUUCAAUGUAUCGAUUUAUUAAAGAUAUGAAUUUAACACUUUUACAAUUGUAUGAUAAACGAAAACCAUCAAAUGAACCAUUGAUUCUUUAUUUUGGUCAAGUAUUAUCUGAUUAUGAUUUUGAAACAAUAAGACAAAAUCGAGGUGGAUUAGUAUCUGUUGAUCAAUUUAUAUCGACAAAUCCUGAUAUGAAUGUUGCAGUUUUAUUUAUUAAACAACAAAAUUUUUCAAAAUCAAAUACAAACAGAAUUCGCGUACUUUUUCGUAUUCAUAUUGAUCAAAAAGUUCAACCAAUUGUUCCAUAUGCAAAUAUUGGUGCUAUUAGUGAUUUUGUACAUAUACAAGAAUAUCUUAUAUCAAUGUCAAGUGUAUUUCGAAUUGAUAAAGUUGAAUUAACUGAUACUUCAUCUAUAUGGUUAGUACAAUUAACAUUAAUCGAUAAAAAUGAUAUACAAUAUAAUAAUAUCAUACAAGAUAUAGAAAAUAAACAAUCAGAUGAUAUGAAUUUAUCUGAAUUAGGUUAUACGGUUAAAGAUCGAUUAUCUGAAUUUAAAUCAGCUAAUAAUUUAUUUAAACAAGCAUUACAAACGCAAAAAGAAGAAUAUCGAACAAUUAUUUUACAUUAUAAUAUGGCAGUUAUAUAUGAUGCUAUAAAUGAACAUGAAAAUUCUGUCGAAGAAUAUCGAUGUGUAUUAACAAUGGCACGAAAUUUUAUACAAACAUGUGCUAACGGCGAUGAUUUAUGCUUAGUACCAGUAUUUUCAAAUAUGGCUUUAACUUUUCAACAAGCAAAUAAAUUUAAUGAAGCAAUAACGUUUGCAUUUCGUGCGUUACGUAUUAUUACACAUUCUCAAAUUAAAUCAACAUUAAAUAAAGAACUUGAAUCUUCAUGCUAUUUUAUUCUUGGAUCCAUACAUGAUCGUGAAGGAAAAACUUCUGAAGCGCAAACUUUCUAUAAAAAAGCGCUCAGUAUUCGACAAGAAUAUUUACCAUUAGGUCAUUCAGAUAUAACUGUUUUACAAAGACUUAUUACAUUACUAUGA
Messenger RNA from Adineta steineri, 1821 nucleotides. NCBI's taxonomy places the organism in Eukaryota, Metazoa, Rotifera, Eurotatoria, Adinetida, Adinetidae. The record is from the annotation of a GenBank genome assembly.